Messenger RNA from Adineta steineri, 1989 nucleotides. Lineage: Eukaryota; Metazoa; Rotifera; Eurotatoria; Adinetida; Adinetidae. The record is from the annotation of a GenBank genome assembly.
AUGCGCGCAACGGGCGCCAAAACAUUAAUUAAUUUGUUUCACGAUAUGUUAGAUAUUAAACCAAUCUUAUAUCAAUUAUCAGAUAAAUGUAAUCCAAAAAUAGACUUACCAUUUAUUACUAGCCAUCAACAAACCAAGUGUGGUAAUAUUAUAGACUCUCGUCGAACAAAAUAUCCAGAUGUACCUAAAUUAUUGAGAAUAUCGGAUAAAAAACAAUCAAUUUUUCCUACUAUCAACAAUCAACGCAAAUCAAUUGAACUUAUUGUUAAAGAAAAUCCUAAAGAUUUUAUUCGAUCAAAACGAAUAACAGAUAAUGAAGCAAUCAGUUCUAUACGUCAUAUUGGAACACAAACUGAUUAUCGAGAAGAAUCGACACAAACCAAUCCUUUUUCACCACCAUAUACUAUUUCUGGUAAUCAACAUCCAGAAGUAUUUGCUUUAUCUGAUUUUACUUAUGGUAAAGGUUUACCAGCAACAUCACUUGAAAUUUCAUUUAUUGAACGAUUACGAGCUCGUCGUGAAUGGGAACAAGAUCAUACAAUCGAUAUGACACGAACUAAAAUUGUUAUUGAACGUGAAAUACGUGAAUGGCAAAUUCGUAAUGAAGAAAUUAAAAUGUUACAAGAUACACGUGAAAAAUUAUUUACAAAAAAUCUUCAUACAUAUAUAAAAAUUGAUGAAGAAGUGACACAAAAUAUCAUUGAUCUAUUUAUUUAUCGACAAGAAAAACAAUUGAAUUUACAACAUAAAAGACUUGAAAUUGAGACAUCUCGAGAUAUUCGUCGUAUUAAACGUAUGUAUCAAUUACGAGAAACUCAGAUAAAUGCAGUAACAAGUUAUAAUCAUCUGGGAGUUAUUGGUAUGGCUCAACAGGGAAAUGGUUGUUUUUCUUUAUUGAAACCACCAUGGCAUACACGACCUGAUGAUAUUAUAACUACAUUUAAAAAUAGAAUGUCUAAUAUGUAUACACAUUGUUCUCAGUUUGAUUAUUUGAUUGAUCGACGUUUUAAUCAAUCUCAAAUAAAUAUAUUUAAAUUUGAAGAGUUAAUACCAAAAAAUGCUUUAGUUCCACAAAUUGAUCAGUUUAAUCGAUCAAUAUUAUAUAAGAAGACUUACAAUAAAAAAACACAUCGUCGUCUUCAAGAUUUGGAGAGAGCUUUUCAAUUGAUUCAAGAGGAAAAAACUAAACAAACAUUGGUAUUAGAAAAUAAACCACUUAGAUUUGUAGAAAAGGUUGAAAUAAUAGAACAUGUCAAACAACCACAAACGAUCUCGUCUCCAACAGAAGUACAUGAUCGUUGUCGCAUAGCAAUUAUCAAAUUUCAAAAUUAUCUACGUAGUAUUAUUGUUCAAUCAAAAAUUUCAAAUGUUCGUCAAAUUCGUCAAGAUUUAUUAGAAGAACUAAGAAAUGGUUUAGAACAUCAUCAAACAACAUCAACAGAUAUGUCCGAUCAUAUCCAUAGGAAUGAAAUUGUAUCACCACGAACACAAAUAUAUGAUUAUCUUGAAGGUGAAACAAUAUCUGAUAUGUUAGAUUUUUUAUCGAAAGAACUUCUUCGUCUUCAAUCGGAACAAACAAUUCAUCUUUUUAUAUUACUUGCUGAUCGUUAUCGAUAUCAACGAGAAGCAGCAGAAACAGGUUUUCGUACAAGAUCUAUAGAAAGACAAAAGCUAGAAGAUCGUGCAUUUCAAGAAAUGUUUUCAUUGAAUGUAAAUUGUGAUAUUGAAAUAUAUUUACAAGAUCUUAUUCUUGAAUCAAUUUCAAAUACUGCUGAUAAACAAGCAAGAUUAGAAAUUCAACAAAUAACUGAAACAUUAACUAAUCUAACAGAUGAAAUAAAUAAUUCUUUGUCAAAUCCAAUCGAUAUUGAAAUAAUUGUAUCUGAACUUGUACAUCAUUUUUUAUUUCCAACAGUGCAAACAAUUCUUACUCGACAAACAUCUAGAAACUUCUCUCAGUAUCAAAAUAGGUCAUUUAUCAAGAAUUAA